Talaromyces rugulosus is the source of this 1131-nucleotide messenger RNA. RefSeq lists its product as uncharacterized. The coding region runs from base 1 to 1131 and encodes 376 amino acids. The record is from RefSeq and is a predicted model, not a curated record. Lineage: Eukaryota; Fungi; Ascomycota; Eurotiomycetes; Eurotiales; Trichocomaceae. The transcript has 2 exons.
AUGCCCCGGAUGCCUGGCGGAUCAGGCGCCGCGCGAGACUCUUAUAGCACCGCGUCGUCGCUCUCCUCCUCGUCGACUUCCGUCUAUCCCUCAUCGUGCGCUUCCAUCUCGCCUCCACGCAGCACUAACAAGGGAUUCCGCCAUUCAGAUUUUAUAACUACCCCAUCAUCUCGUCCAAGACGCCCACCAUCUACCGAGCACGACAGCGCGCGAGACCAUCUGGCAAGCCUGAUCAAGAAACACGGCCCCCCAACUCCCGUUUCUUCCACCUCUUCCCUGCGAAGAUUAACGUCUACCUCUCCCAUCAAUACAUCUUUCCUCCCUCCGACUUCUCUAGACACGCCUCCUGCGUCUCCAACAACUGCAGUUGAAUCGUCACCGUACGUGUCGACCGCCGGAUCCCAGCCGAUUCCGAUUCCUCGCAAUCCUAAUCGGUCUUUGGAAGACCUACCUCUGACCCCGCUGACUGGCCGUUUUGAUCACGGCCUGUAUUUGUCCGAACGCCCGUCAAAGAACUUGCAGUCUGCUCGGACUCGCCACUCGCGUGACGACAAACCAGCCCGGAAAAAGAAGACUCGAUCCGCUGAGCUGCCGGUGACCUCGUCCUCUACACCCGCCCCUACUGCGCGCAGUCACCGCGCGAAAACGAUGCCCCAUUCACAAGGACCAUCAUUGACCAUGUCACCCCAGCCAGGCCAAGCCUCGCCAAAGCAAUCGCCCAAGGACUCUCCCAUGUACCUGGGUAAUUUGCCCCGGUUCCACCCUGCAGCCUACCAGUCUCCCAACAGCCCUUCAAACACCCCGUUGUCGCCUACCACCAACCAGCAAAGGUCAUUUGCGUACCGCGUGUCGUCAAGCGGCUCUCGCGACGCUCUUCGACAAUACCGAGAGCUUGUCGCUGCCAGUGUUUCCCUGUCUCGCAAUGCCCCGUCUGGACGUGCUGAGAUAUCAGCUCCGCGACUCGACCCUCUCGGCAGUCCGGGUCCCGUCACUCCGCUGGUUCUUGAAGACGCCGAUAACUAUGUGGCCUCUCGUCCAGGCGGCCUCGAAGACAAGUCGUCGCAGCGUAAACUAGAGUCUGUUCCCGAGCGGGAACGGGUCGCCUCCCGAAAGGAUGGCAAGGGCCGCUGA